AACUUCCUGCAAAUGGUCUUUGAUUUCAUUCCAUUCCCUCCAUUUAUGAUUCAUAGUUGGAAAAAGGGAGUUAAAAGCUUGAACUUGGAACAAAAAACUACCCGUUGGAUUAGUGGCAAUGCAGUCAUUUGGCUUUACAAUUCAUCAAUCUUUCCCUUCUAUCCACUUCAUUGAAAAGCUCGUCCUACUUUAAACACACACUCUCUCUCUCCAAAAACACUCCAAAAGCCACCUCCUUUGCAGGAAGCAGACUGUCACUGAGCCUCUCAAUCGAAAGCCCAGUUUGGAUCUUUACAUCUUUAGUUUCGGAUUUUGUCACUUCUUUGUUAGACUUUCAAGUUUUUUAUUUUUUUUAUCAAAUUCAGUGCUUUCUCAUUUGCUUUUCAAGCUUUGCAUUUUUAGUUCUCUCGAGUCCAAACUGUUGUGAGCAAGGAAAUUUGAGUCAUUUGCUGUAGAAUGGAGUCUGAGAACGGGGUAACAGUGGAAGACGAGAGAAUUGUCGGUGAAAGGACAGACGUGGAAGAAUCUGCAACAGAAGCAAAGAAAGAGGAACAGAAUGUUGGUAUUGAUGGUGAAGGGGCUUCAAAUUUGAAGGAAGCCUCCAAGCAGGGAACAAAAUCUGAAGGCAUGGCAAAUAAAGCUGCUGCAACUGUCUCCAAAAGUAAAAUCUCAAAACCCGUAAAGGAACCUGGUAACUUGACUGGUGGUAAUUCAAAGAACAGUAAGGUGACAAAGGAUAAAUCUAAUCUGAGAAGUGCAGUUCCAGUUUCUCGUAAUCAAAGGCCUGUGCUGUCCCCGAGCCUUUCAUUUCCAGCAAGAAGAGUCCAUGGAGAUGGUCUCAUGAAGAGCAUUGAUGGAUAUCCGGAGAAACCUGAUGUCAAACAUGCCAAAGAAAAAAGCACAAAAGUUCAGGUUCCUUCUUCCAAUGCAUCAGUUCCUUCAUUGUCCCGCUUGAAUUAUCCCAACAGGCGUGGAUCGAUCAAUCUGGACUCAAAGCCGGCAAAUACAAAUGGUGGUGGGGUUACUGCCAGGCGGACUACUUUAGCAUCUUUGCCUAGCGAUAGGCAAGCUGUGACUGCAAAAUCUGGUCCUGGGAAUGUGGCUGCCAAGUCCCCUUCAUCCUCGGAAUCAACUGAUUCAAAGCCAAUAACGGCUGCACUGCUGAAAGAGGAUGAUGAUGCCCAUUCCACUACUUCUGCCACAUCUCGUAGCACUAGAAGAGGUAGUGGGUCGGCAUUCACCUUCAGGUUGGAGGAGCGCGCUGAAAAGAGAAAGGAGUUUUUUUCGAAGCUAGAAGAGAAGAUCCAUGCUAAGGAAUUUGAAAGAAAUAACUUGCAGGCAAAAUCAAAGGAGAACCAGGAGGCAGAAAUCAAGCAAUUAAGGAAGAGCUUGACUUUUAAAGCUACACCAAUGCCAAGUUUCUAUAAGGAACCUCCUCCAAAAGUUGAACUAAAGAAGAUACCAACUACGCGGGCUGUAUCCCCAAAGCUCGGAAGGCACAAGAGCAGUGUUGCUGCAACAAACAACCCUUCAGAAGGUGAUGGUUCCAGUUUUAGUCCAUCUUUAAACCAAGAACGGAAUGAUUCAACCAAAAGAACUCAAACCGAUAGUAAUGAAGAUAAUGUUGCUUCCAAGAAGGCUGUAAAGAAAUCCCAACCUAAGCUUCAAUCUAAGGAGAUCACCAAAGCUGAAGAAAAGCCCGGAAAGUCAAAACCAAAAACAAGGAAGGUGGAGAACCCUGUGGAGGAUGCUUGUGUUGGGAAACCUGGAGAAAACCAGAACCAUCCUGCCAACCUUCCCCAAUGUGCGGAUGCUGUAACUGUAGCAGACGAAGCAAAUCCUAGUCAAAAUGGUGGACCAGUUCCAAGUUUGGCCAAUCCCGAGAUUAUGCCCUGUCAAGUCACAGUUGGAGGUUGAAGAUCGUGAUUCACAGGCCUUAUGUUAAUAGGUUCAUUUUUUUUUUUUUUAAUUCAAGUUUCAUGCUGUUGUGAAUAGUAUUUGUAAGUUGAUCUUGACAUUCUUUUUGGAGGGUUCCUAUACACAUUAUAAGUUACAUAUGCAUCAACAGGUUAUUGCAAUCAUGUUUCCUUUAUUAAACUCUAUUGAAAGUGUUUGGUAGGAUUCUCUUUCUUUCGAACAAUUAGGCAAAAUAUGUUUGUCCGCGACAUAAACAUUGCUCUAUCUUUGCUGGUAAGCGCUGUAUGACAGAUGACAUGACAUACAAAUAUAUAAUAUCCUUCAAUUAUUAUUUUCAUUUAGCCAUUGGUGCUUGAUCACAUAGCUUAGGACUUAGGAGGACUUAUUUCCAGUUUUAAUAUUAGCAUUAGAAGGCUUAUGAUAUUCAGGCUAAUUCAGGAUCUUCCAUAUUUUUCCCUUCCAGGACUACUCGUGCACAAAUAGUAGACUGAGAUAAAGAUAAAUUUUGCAGCUUUCAUGGAAAUUCCGGCUCUUCUAAAAAAUUACCAGGCCAAUAAAUGGUGAAACUUUUUUUUUUUCACUUGUAAAG
Messenger RNA from Durio zibethinus, 2506 nucleotides. RefSeq names its product protein WVD2-like 4. The record is from RefSeq and is a predicted model, not a curated record. Gene Ontology annotation, biological process: microtubule cytoskeleton organization. Gene Ontology annotation, molecular function: microtubule binding. Lineage: Eukaryota; Viridiplantae; Streptophyta; Magnoliopsida; Malvales; Malvaceae.